AUGAAUUUGAUGAAAUCAUCUCCUAAAAGGUCAGACUAUAUUGAUAUUGAUUCAAUUCCCUAUCGAGAUUGUGAUGGCAUGAUCGAAAUUGGUGAGUCCACACUCAAAAUUGCUUCUCGACUAAAGGAACACUAGAAAGUGGUGAAACAUAAACAGCCGCGCAAGUCUAUACUAGCUGAACAUUCUUUCUUUGGCCUCUUAAUUUCAGUAGGAAUCUUCCGAGGUCUUAAACACAAGUGCUACUUGGCGUGGUUAAUGACUUUUGGAAUCUUGAGAAAUAAAUAUUCGCAAGAAUCCAAUCAAUCGUGAACAAAACAUUUAUUCGUUAACGACUAUAAACUUAUCGCUAAACAAGAGUUUUUUAGCUCAAAUUUAAUAUUUUUUUCUUCAGCCGUUUUUCGACAGCUUUCCCAGGGUUUGAAAUACAGCUAAGUCUUCAUAGUUUCCCUUCGUAA
Messenger RNA from Pocillopora meandrina, 455 nucleotides. The record is from the annotation of a GenBank genome assembly. Lineage: Eukaryota; Metazoa; Cnidaria; Anthozoa; Scleractinia; Pocilloporidae.